Theileria equi strain WA is the source of this 833-nucleotide messenger RNA. Its product is annotated as 40S ribosomal protein S14, putative. Gene Ontology annotation, molecular function: structural constituent of ribosome; small ribosomal subunit rRNA binding; mRNA 5'-UTR binding. Gene Ontology annotation, cellular component: cytosolic small ribosomal subunit; ribosome. The coding region runs from base 319 to 774 and encodes 151 amino acids. Gene Ontology annotation, biological process: maturation of SSU-rRNA from tricistronic rRNA transcript (SSU-rRNA, 5.8S rRNA, LSU-rRNA); translation; ribosomal small subunit assembly. The transcript has 3 exons. Lineage: Eukaryota; Apicomplexa; Aconoidasida; Piroplasmida; Theileriidae. The record is from RefSeq and is a predicted model, not a curated record.
GGACAGUAUUUAAAAGAAAGUGGACUUGUUUUAGUUUAAAUUAUUCAGAUAUUUAUCGUAUUUAAUUAAUUUUAAAUAAACUACACAGCCUAGCUGCUGACGUUUAAAGAAAAUUUAAAGAAUACAUUUCUAUCAGUAAGUUCCGUCCUUUGGCAUUUUGCGCACCGCUUCUGUGUUUAUCCCUUGUCUUGAUUAUUUUACGUUUAUACUUUCCUGCUACAAUUUCUUCAUUUUUGUUGCAUCGGGAUUUAGUGCACGACAUUGUCCACAUCUACACCAUCUGUUACGGCGGUUUUAUGUUAAUUAUUAUAGGGUAGCAUGAGUUCUGCAAAGAAGGGUUCUGCUCCAGCCGCUGAGCCAGUUGCUGCUUUGGGUCCACAGAGUAAGGGUGAUCAUGUCUUUGGUGUAGCACAUAUAUACGCAUCAUUCAACGACACCUUUAUCCACGUCACCGAUCUAUCUGGAAGGGAAACUUUAGUCAGAGUCACUGGUGGUAUGAAGGUCAAGGCUGAUCGUGAUGAGUCCAGCCCAUAUGCGGCUAUGAUGGCAGCACAGGAUGUGGCUGCUAGAUUGAAGGAGUUGGGUAUUACUGCAGUUCAUGUUAAGCUUCGCGCUACUGGUGGAACAAGGUCAAAGACUCCAGGACCUGGAGCACAAUCUGCCUUGAGGUCCUUGGCUCGUUCUGGUCUUAAAAUUGGAAGAAUUGAGGAUGUAACUCCCAUUCCAACUGAUUCUACCAGAAGAAAGUGUGGUAGGAGAGGUAGAAGAUUGUAGGCAGGUGUAUGUACCACACAUUACAAUCUCUGUCAUGGUCUUAACAGCUGUGAUUUUUA